Molecule: messenger RNA, 1020 nt
Organism: Vittaforma corneae ATCC 50505
Lineage: Eukaryota; Fungi; Microsporidia; Nosematidae
Exons: 1
Coding region: 1-1020 (339 amino acids)
Source: RefSeq, a predicted model, not a curated record
AUGAGCCAAAAAGCAUCAAAAACAGAUUGCAGAGAAAAAACUAGAUGUGGACAUGAUAGCUGUGCCAAUUUAGAAUUGAUAGAUGAAGAAGAAUGCAAGAUAUUGCAAAGAUUUAAAGAAACCAGAAGCCUUCCAAAGUUUAUUUUGAAUUUAGUGGAGGAGCAUGCUAGGGCUGAGCAUGUUGAAAACGAAUCCGACAAAGAAGCUUGUAAGAUUAUUUUGGUUUAUUUAAAGCAUUGCGAUCUUGAUGAUUGUGUUGUGUUAAGACUAAUUUCACUUAUCACCUCUAGAUUUGCAGAUUCAAGAUCUGAGUUUAGAGAUCGGGCAUCUUUUAUAGCUACUGCACUGUUUGGCAAAGACGAGUUUGAUGCAAGCAGUCGUGCCACCUUUAACGAAUUUAAAAGAUUUAUCAAGCCAGGCAUUGUCAAGGAGUUGCCAAAACAGCAGUCUAAAUAUGGUGGAUACUGUGAAGUUCCAAACAACAACACAACAAUUUCACAAAACGACUAUGCACAUGCCAACACGAACAUAUUUGACAACCGUUUCAAUCCAAUGCGUCUGCAAAAAGCUGUGAAGAUCUUACGAGAAGGUAGUGAUCUGAAGGCCCUAAUGUCUGUUCAUUCGUCUUUUGGUUCCAUUUUAGAGAGGGCUUCGCAAAGAAUAUUCCAAAUGCACUCACAGGCCAUUUUUGAUCAGCUGAUGGACUUAUCCCACAAAGAGCUCUAUGAUUUGCAGUUUAAAAGUUUGGGUAUGCUGUUGAACAGAGAUACAGCUCUAAUUGACGAUGCAAUAGAGCGUUUAAAAUCCACCGGCUCCGAUGUUCUCAGAACAUACAUUUUGUAUUCGUUUAACUACCUCUACGAAAUCGCCAGUCUUGAUACAAAAAUCCAUUUGCAUCUCAAAACUUCAGAGGUCAUAUUGAACUCGGAUUUGAAACUAGAUCAAAUAUCAAAGCCUGUAAUGAUAGCUUUUGUAGAAAAGGGAAUACGCCUAUUAGAUGGGGUAAUGUUAGACAAAUAG